AGCGCAGCUCGCGGUGUAUUGUGGGGAGGCGGUGACGUGUUCCCCGGCCGGACCCAGGAUGGCUGACGAUAGACAGCACAAGCUGGCGGCGGCCCGGAGGAAGCUAAAGGAGUUCCAGCAGAAGACGACCCCUCCAGCACCUGCAGGCGGCAAGAAGAAGAAAAAGGGGAAAGAGUCGAACAGCCAUCCGGAUACCCCAAAUCGCCUCUCUCCAGAUCCAAUUGAGGCCAUUUUGAAGGGGCUGGUAUCAGAUCUUCAUAGAACCAAUGGGGUAUCCAUCCCCACACUGGCCGAUAUGAAGGUGAUCUUGGAGCAAGAUGUUGCUCACGAUGUUGAAAUCCUAACAGAGGAUGUCUACGAUAAUUCUAAUACCCCAACCGAAACCCAAUUUGAUAACCCACUGGCUGAGCAGAAUGACUACGAUGGUCCAAAGGUGACAUCAGAUGGACACAGGUUUGUCUCAUCAACGGACAGUCUGCGACAGCUUUCCGAACAACUGAAUGGACUCGUGUCACAAAGUAAUUCCUAUAUGAAUGGGGAGAACACCAUCUCAGCCACGAGUCCAGAAUUGGAAUCUCGUUUCCAGGAUUUGUCUGCUGCCUUGGACUCCAGUAAUAUAACAAACAAACAGCUCAGUGCAAAGAUGGAUGAACUGAAUCAACAAAAGCAAGAUGUUAUGGAGAAAUUGGACAAGGAACGAAAGGAGUUUGAGCAGAAGUUUUCGAAGGAGCAAGGUGCGCUGCGAGAGCAGCUGCAGGUUCACAUCCAGACAAUUGGAAUUUUGGUAUCGGAAAAGUCUGAGUUGCAGACCGCCCUCUCGUUUACACAGCAGGCAGCACGUCAGAAAGGAGCGGAGGUGGAGGAUCUUGUCAUGCGGUUACAGUCCACCCGACAGAGAGUAACAGAGCUGGAACGGACACUGUCCUCCCUCUCUUCUCAGCAGAAACAGCUAGAAAAGCUUAAUAAAGAAUUGGAGAAAGGCCGUGACAACCUGCGACUUGAAUCUUUGAAGAACGGUAAGAGCAGUGAUGAGCUGAAGCAGCAGAAUUCUGAAUUGUCGGAGAAACUGAAUGCACUGCUCUCCGAGAAUGCCGCCACCAAGUUGGAGCUGGGAGAUCUACACAAGAAGCUUGAAAUGGCCGAACUUAUGAUUCAGCAGUUUUCUAAUCAGACGGGGACACCGGAUGCAAAUCAACAUCUUCUGAUGGCCCUGGAAGAAAGAGACCAACUGGGUACCCAGCUAGCACAGAUGUCAGAUUCUCUUCAACAGUUGAGGGCAGAACGAGACCAGUAUGUGGAAAAACUGAAAGAAGAGGGUACUGUCUGGCAAGAUAGAGUCCGGCAGCUGUCUGAGCAGCUACACACCCUCAGUCAAGAGAAGGAGAGCGCACGUGUCCAAGUUGAGCAGUUGGAGACCAGAGUGACAGAGCUGCUACUAGCAUCAGCAGCGGAACCAGCUGACACCGAGUCCCCUGUGAUGCAGGGCCCUUCUGAAACAGAGCAGGCCCUUCAAAGAGAGGUGGAGAAGCUACAGCAAGAGUUUGAAGAGCUGCAGUCCAGGUACCAGGCCCUGGUGCAGGACAACAGCCAGCUGAGCCGCCUCAAUCAGGAGCAGGAGGAGCGCCUGCUGGAGUUGGAGAAGACAGUAGAACGGCAGAAUGAGGAAACCGUGGAUAAGCAGCAGAUCCUGGAAAACAUGCAGAGUGACAAAGCCACCAUCAGCCGAGCGCUGACCCAGAACAGGCAGCUGAAGGAGCAACUGGCUGAGUUCCAAAAUGGAUUUGUUAAACUGACAAAUGAAAACCUUGAACUCACAAAUGGGCUGCAGAGUGAGCAGCAUGUAAAGAAGGAAUUGGCCAAGAGGCUGGGCCAGUUACAGGAAAGCUUGGGCGAUUUUAAAGAGCAGCUUGCUACAAGGGAUCAAGAAGUUCAGCUGCUGACAACCCAGCGAGAUGAGAUCUCUGCCCAUCUUCAGCAAUAUGUAGCAGCCUACCAGCAAGUAUCCAUAGAGAAGGAGGAAAUCCAAAGGCAAUAUCUGUUGCAGGCUCAGCUCAUGGACAGGUUGCAGCACGAUGAGGUGCAGGGAAAAGUCAGUGUAGAAAUGCACCUCAAGGAGCUACAGCACAGCAGAGAAAGUCUGGAACUUCUCACCAAAGAAAACCAGGAGCUCCGAGCUCAGGUGCUGCAGAUUCGCAGUGACUCAGACAGCAGAGUUCUGAGUAGGAUGGAAGGAGAUGGUGUAGAGAGCAUAGUGUAUGAAGAUGAGAUGCCUAAGACAUCACUGGAUGUUCCUGAAGAUUUUGAGACUCGGGAAGAGAUGAUGACAUUCCUUUCUUCUGCUAUCUCCAAGUUACAUGGAGAGCGGGAUGAGGUAGAGAGGCAGCUCAUGGAGCAGAAGAGAACCUGUAAACAGCUCCUACAAGAGAUAUCUGAACUCCGGCAGCAGCAGCUGUCUCCUCCCCUCCAUCACUCUACAGAGCUCAGUGUGGAGAGCGUCCCCCGAGAGGUGUAUGAUGCUCUACAGAGUGCUAUGGAAAAGUUACAGUUUCGAUUCACCAGCCUGAUGCAGGAGCGGGUGGAACUUAAAGAACGGGUGGAAGAGUUGGAACAUCGCUGUAUCCAGCUGUCGGGGGAGACGGACACAAUUGGGGAAUACAUUGCACUUUAUCAGAGUCAGAGAGCCAUCCUGAAACAGCGUCACACAGAAAAGGAGGAGUACAUAAGUCGACUAGCUCAGGACAAAGAGGAGAUGAAGGCCAAGUUACUGGAGCUGCAGGUUUUGGUCAUGAGGCUGGUGGGUGAGAGGAAUGACUGGUACAAGAAGUAUGUAGAAGCAACAGGAGGUUUUAAAGACGUGGCUCCAGCUCUCAAUACUGAAAAACCAAUGGAUCUGGGUGCAGCAGAUGGGGAAGUGAUGGAGGAAGUCAGCUUGGCUGAGGACUCUGAACAGGAGAAAGCUCAGAUCUCAUCUCCCCUUUCUACGACACAAGAAGGAGCACAUACCACCCCCAGUUCCACUGACCCCACGGCGAAGCAGAUCAUGCAGCUCCUUCGUGAGAUCCAGAACCCACAAGAACGCAGCAAAUCCCUUCUUCACAACCCCUGCAUCCCCUUCUUCUAUCGCGUGGAUGAGAACGAUGAGGUCCGCAUUAUGGUGGUCUGAGAUCACAGUCCCGCUUAUCCAAACCACCACUUCUUCCAUGCUGACUCCUCUCUGAACUGUGACUCAUGACCUCCGGCUGCUCAGGAGGAGUGGUCACCUGGGGUUGGGUGGGGUGAGCAGGAGUGGUGGGUACUGCAGCUGAGAACUGGAACUGCCUUCCCUUACCAUUGGUUUCUGGGAGGGUCUGAUUCUUCCCUCCAAAACAUGAAAAGGGGGGAAGUUUUCAGUAUUCCUAAUCAUUUGCCCCAGUAUAUCUACCCCAAGGGACUGUAGUCCUGUUCGCACAGGCUGGCAGCAUAAGAAGACUAGCAUUAUCCUUCGUUACUGUGCACUGCUUGUUUAAUCUGUAGCUCCUUGGGUCAGAUGAGUCUAUGCCAUCCAAAUUCUUGCUUAAUUUUUAAACUGCUCGAGCGCUAAUUUAUUAAUAGUUUUUUUGUUUUUUGCUACAAGAAAGCUGUAAGGUAUCCCUGCUACAAAGAAGAGGCAGGGCAAAGCUAGACAGUCUCAGGAGGAGUGACCAGACAAUGGAAACAGUAAAAUCGUAGACGGUCAAAGGAACUACUGCCUAGGAAUGUUCACUUUGAGGGCAGUGGCAGGCCGUUACCCAGUGUUGUCCACGUUUUUACAUGCUGCUUGGUAAAUCUGUAUGACGUGGUACAAGGAUGUCCAAAUGAAGGAGACGGGGAUGUGUUUUUUUGGCGGUUCUUCUUGGUUGCUGUGGCCCUUACAUUUUUUUUGGCUGCAGACCCCACCGUAGGUCAGGCACGUAGAGAGGUUUUAUACUUGCAUUUUAACAUGGAAAAUCUAAUAAUAUACUAAGAGGGGCAUAUAAGUGAUUCCUGAGCAGUUUGAUUCAGGUGAUGAUUUAAGCGUCUAUGACUUGAUCGAAAUAAUUCCUUUUUGAAUUUAUUUUUUUCAUUUGUUAUGAAGCAGGAUAAGCCAAACCAAAGUCUGUGGGUGAUUGAGUAAUCUGUGCAGUCAAGCUGACAAGUAAACCUUGGUGACAGCCGUUUUAUGUGAGAAUGCAGCCUAUUUGCUGAGAACGAAUUUUAAGGGGCAAAAUCACCCAGAUCUGAUUGUUCAGUCGUUGGCUGAAGUUCAGUCAUCUAUUGGCUUCUUAGAACUAUCUGAGGUGGUGGUGGCCUUGAUUUGCUUUGCAGGAUAGUUCCACCCACCUGCAUGAAGAGCAUGCUGUGUACAGAAGUCAGUGUUGGGGGGUUGAGCUGGGAUUUGGGGGGGGGGGGGGCAACUGCCCUGAAAAUUAUAAAAAGCCUAAGGCAGAUGAUUAGCCAGUUGACAGUGACCCAUUUGUGACCAAUAUUGUAAUAUUGGGCAAUGGCAUUAGUUCUUGGUUGUAGGUCUCACAACAUGGCAGCCUAUGAAGUGUUUAUUUUCCAAUAAUGGGAUGGCUGUGUGGGGUUUUUAAUAAAGAGCCGAGAUAUGGACUCAAAGACAAUUUUCUUUACUCUUAGGAAUUUAGUAAUACCGCUUAGCACUUUCAGAACACUUGUGUUCACAAAUCUCAUCCUUGCCAGGAAAAAACAUUUAGGCCCGCCAAUACAUUUAAUUUCUGAGCGUGCAGACACUACAAUUGAUUUUUUUGCCUCAAAAGUUACUCUUUGUUUUAUCCAUCUUCAACAACUUUGAAUUGCAGUAAGAGGUUUAGAUGACUGUGGGAUAAAAAAAGGAUUGGCAGCUCAUCCUGUCGAUCAUGCUCUGUCCUGAUAGUUUGCACAGGUAGCCUGGGUGGGUGGAGCUUGAAUAGAAUUCUCAUAUCUCUUCCUGAGUCCGGUUCGGAAACGGUUUCUGUAUAUAGUGUAUGAGUGUAACAUUUUUGUAUAUUCCUGGAUCAGGCGCUGGACCUCUGCAGCAUUUUCCGCUGCAAGGAUCUUGUACUAUAAUAUGAUGGAGCUUCUAUAGAAGCUGGUUUGUCAUCUUGAUUGGAGAUUUAUUAAUAGGGGACAGGGGGGUUAUUAUAAUUUAUUAGGUGAUACUUCACAGGUCAGGGGGCUGCACUUUCCAUUCUGUUGCAAAAUUGAUUUCAUCUUGUUGGAAAUAAAUUUUUGUUUUUCUGAAUAAACCUAUUCAGCAAAUAAAA
Messenger RNA from Rana temporaria (common frog), 5261 nucleotides. It is a transcript of the gene GOLGA2, whose product is annotated as golgin A2. Lineage: Eukaryota; Metazoa; Chordata; Amphibia; Anura; Ranidae. Gene Ontology annotation, cellular component: cis-Golgi network; Golgi cis cisterna; Golgi cisterna membrane. Gene Ontology annotation, biological process: Golgi organization. Gene Ontology annotation, molecular function: protein binding. Bases 59 to 3163 code for a protein of 1034 amino acids. The transcript has 28 exons. The record is from RefSeq and is a predicted model, not a curated record.